UGCUCUUCUUUUCUUCUCCCCUGCACCCGACCAGCCCCCCCUCAAGCUGCCGAUAGUUUCCCUUGGGAAACUCGGCAAAAAGCUUGAAUUUCUCUUCUUUUCUUGUUAAACCACGAGAUUUGGGGCUUAGAAUCUUCCCUCUCAACCCAAAAAUCCCGGAUCUGCUAUGCUCCUUCCUCCCUUGUCCGUCGGGCUCUGCUAGGUGUGGAUCCUUCGGCUUUUCUGGUAAGAUCUAGCCAUGAAUCCCUCUCUUUAACCUUGAUUUAGGUUGGGUUUACUUUAAUUGCUUUAUUCCCUUCCAAUUUCUGGUAGAACCGUGAGUUUCCCCCCCUGCACUGCCGCCGGUCUUCCCCCAACUGCAGCUCCAGUUUUUGGCUGGAUUUCUUGGUUUUGAUCGUUCUGUCACUGUAGCACUUGGGUUAGCCUUCUGUUCUAUGCGAGUAAGGUAAGUAAAUUAUGGUAAAGCCCUUCGAUUUUAAAGCAUGUUUUAAACUAUUUUUGAGAUGGUGGCAAGGUUUAAAGUAAUUUUAAAUUGAUUUUAUCAGCAUCUGAAUGUGAUUAAACUAAAAUGGAAACUGUGAUGGUUUUUAUGAGAAUUUCACUGUUUUUUUCUGGAAUUGAGCAUGAUUGGGGUGAAAAUGGGAAUUUCAUUGUUUUCUGGAAUUGAGCAUGAUUGAAAUGAAAAGUGAGAAUUUCAUUGUUUUUCUGGAGUUAUUGCACCGAGCAUGAUUGGUUUGAAAUGAAAUUGUUUUCAUUGGUAUUGAGUAGAGCAUGCCUAUUUGGAAUUGACUGAACUGUUUUGAUGAACUGAGAGUUUACAAAUUCUGAGUUUUCUGAUAAAUCCAUGCCCACAUGGAUUUUUCUGGUUAUUUCUGAAAUUGGGAUUGAUUGUGAAAUUCGAGUUCUCUGUAAACUCUGCAUGGUUUUGUCUCGGAUAUGGUCAUGAUUACUGAUUACUGUGCCCACUAGUGGGAGGUUUAUAAACGCUAGCACAUGUCGACAUGUUUACUGAUAUGACCGGUCCAUUCUGUAACCCUACCAAUGGGGUUAAACAUUGGGUAAUUACUGUCGCCUGCCAGUGGGAGUUGUAAACACUGGCACCAUUACUGACGCCUGCCAGUGGGAGUUGUUAAACACUGGCACUUCUGUAACCUUGCCUAUGGGGUUAAACAUUGGCAACUACUGUGCCCGCCAGUGGGAGGUUUAUAAACGCUGGCCAUGACUUAUAGAUGAG
Rubroshorea leprosula is the source of this 1234-nucleotide messenger RNA. Lineage: Eukaryota; Viridiplantae; Streptophyta; Magnoliopsida; Malvales; Dipterocarpaceae. The record is from the annotation of a GenBank genome assembly.